GAACCACAAAAAGAACCGUUGGAUUUAUCAAUGUCAGGAAUGUAUGAACGACGGAUUGGACCGUCAGAUCUAUCAGCGCCUUAUGUGAGAGAGGAACAAAUAGAAUUCAACGAAAUUGAUCAGAAUGACGCAAGCUCGUUGAACGCACCAAUUCAAGAAGUGAGAAGGGAACAAACAAGUAUAGGAAAUAUGCCGAAGAAAAAGUGGCUUAAGAG
Loa loa (African eye worm) is the source of this 215-nucleotide messenger RNA. RefSeq lists its product as hypothetical. The transcript has a single exon. The annotation marks the transcript as partial. Lineage: Eukaryota; Metazoa; Nematoda; Chromadorea; Rhabditida; Onchocercidae. The record is from RefSeq and is a predicted model, not a curated record.